AUGAGCUUGUAUUACAAGUCGUUGCUGGAGGCCCCUCAGCGGGAGUACAAGGAGAUAUUUAUAUACUUGAAUAAAAUACUUAUUAAAUUAAAGGAGAAAUUAUUGAGGCUUGGGAUCAAGGAUCUGUGUUUUGAUCCGUUCAUAGACUGUGAAACUUGGGAGGACAAUGUAACAAAAUGGCCGGACGUUCAGUUUGGGGAAAUUUACUGUUACCAUGUAGACACUCCAGGACAAUUUACCCGAGAGACAUCGAAAGCUUACCGUUCGUUGGAGGCCUACAACUUUUUUCACAGUGGUUUCAGGUUGGGUGAGGUAUGUUCCUAUGUUGCUGCCAUCUUCUUCAAGAUCGAGGCAAGCGUUCGACUGGGUUACAACAAGGUAGCUUGUACUUCAAUGCCUUGCUUAUGGAACCAGAACUUUACAAAGAAGGUAGAGGCAGUCCAGUUAUCGCUAAUCAACUUUGAAAAACCAAAACAGGACAACUUUCACCAACCUUCCAAUGCAGCUCCACAACAAGCAGACCCAGUGUUUUACAACACCGCAUCUUUUCUGCAGAAACUGAGGAAUUGCAACCCAUCCGCAGUCAUCUUCACUGUUACAAAUCCUCGGCCUAAUCCAACUCUAGCUAAACCCGCACUACCGACAGUGUUUUCCUCCUUCUUUGAUCCGUUAAAUGCCAGGCUUUCAGAGACCGAACUUCGAACAAAGUGUGAGGAGAUUCUCGGAACAAUCGCUGUCAGCCAUGAGGAAUCACACAACGUUGAGAAGCUGACCAGAGAGCAAAGUUUGUGCACUCAGUGGUUCAAGUUCCGAGAAGGCAGACUUACAGCUUCAAGGUUCUAUGACAUUUGCCACACAAAUGUGCAGAGACCAAGUGUUUCCCUCAUCAAAGGAAUAAUGCACUAUGUUCCAAACAUCGAGACACCAGCAAUCAAGUGGGGGAAGACGAAAGAGGAAGUAGCCCUGAGAGAGUACUCCGAGAUGAUGAAGAUACACCAUCCAUCAUUUUCAGCGAGACGGAGUGGUCUGAUGCUCAACCCACAUUACCCUACUCUUGGAGCCAGCCCAGAUGCAGUGACUGACUGUAUGUGUUGCGGUAAAGGACUGGUGGAGAUCAAGUGUCCAUUUAAGAUCAGGGACACUAAUCCAUGUGAAGUGAACACCCCGAAUUUUUAUCUGAGACCUCAUGCCCAAACUGAGAGAGGACAGCCUUGUACCAACAUGCUACCAAGUGCUUCAAGACACUUUUACCAAGUACAGGGACAAAUGGCAGUGUGUGAUGUGGAUUACUGUGAUUUUGUGUGUUGGACUACUCGUGGACUACAUGUUGAACGCAUUCAUCGUGAUCAACAUUUCUUCAAUGAGAAAGUGCUGCAAUUUUUGAACAGAUUCUUCCUGAAAGCAAUGCUUCCAGAAAUUCUUACUCAAAGACUUCUUGAUGCCAACAACAAUGUUCAGGACACCGAGUGUAUAUGUGGAAAACCUGAGAGCUUCGACAACAUGAUAGAAUGUGAAUCUGGACAUUGUAAAGUUGGCUGGUAUCAUUUCAAAUGUGUGAGACUUAAAGCCGCCCCCAAGGGUUCGUGGACUUGCCUACCUUGCAGAAGAAUGCCCCCCUCCAAGAAAAACAAACAGUGACUAAACAAUUAUUAACUCUGAUGAUGUGUAUGACUGCAAAUAUGAUCAAGAACUGUGCAUAAGUAUGCCUUGUGUGUAUUUGCAUUUUUUCAUAAAGAUUUAUAUAUGCUGUGAAGAAAUGGACAAUGACUAUAAAUCUAUUGUGAUCUUUGAUUAUGAUCUACCUAGAUUUCAGUUUGUGUUUAAUGUUUUUGAAAGCUGGCCCCUCAAUACGGAGCACUUGUAUUUUUUAUUACAUGUGUUCGGAUGUCCAUUAUAUCUGUUGUAGUCUGUUUUCAUUCAUUUUUAAUGCCUUAUUAUUUCAUCUUUUUCAUGUUUAAUAAAAUA
Molecule: messenger RNA, 1965 nt
Organism: Magallana angulata
Lineage: Eukaryota; Metazoa; Mollusca; Bivalvia; Ostreida; Ostreidae
Exons: 3
Coding region: 1-1638 (545 amino acids)
Source: RefSeq, a predicted model, not a curated record